AUGCCACAUUUUGUUAACAGAGACCAAAUUUUUGCGCAUCAGGUGCACCUUCUGGAGCACAAACUCCGGAGUAAAGAAGAGCGGAUUUUAGAGCUGGAGACAGAGAACGCUCUUCUUCACCUGAGGCUUGCUGAGUGUAUGGGAAAACUUCGACGUGAUCACGAGGAGGAUGUGAUUGUGGCAAAGAGACACUGUCAACACCAGGGAAAUGUGCAAAAGAGUACUCUUGUUCCCCUGGCCAAACUCCUCUCACAUGUCCAGGCUCUGAAAAAAGAUUUGAGGGAUGUGUUUGCUGUAUGCAUGGGCUUUGCUACAGAGCUGGAGAACCAGCACAAACAGCUGUUGGAGUGGAUUGGCAUCAUCAGCACAGCUGUCCAGGGUGACCAGAGUGAUGACACCCAGAGGCUCCAGGCUCAGGUGGCGUCUCUGGAGCGCUCCCUGCAAGAGGAAAAGGAGAGGCAUGGAUCCGAGCGGUUGAGGAGGAAGCAGAUACACAACACAUUAAUUGAGUUGAGGGGUAAUAUUAGAGUGCACUGCAGGGUGCGGCCCAUCCUGCCUUUUGACCACAUCCAAGGUUGUUUUUCCACUAAUGGACCCUCAUCAUCAGAGGUGGUGGUGCAGGCUGUUAGUGAUGACUCUGUUCUUGUGAAUUUUGCCAAACCUGGGAUUCCACUAAUAAACAAAAUGUUUGAAUUUGAGAGGGUACACGGUCCAGAGGACUCACAGGAUGGUGUGUUUGAAGAAAUUAAGCCUCUCUUAACUUCUUUGUUGGAUGGGUAUAACGUGUGCAUCAUGGCAUAUGGACAGACAGGCAGUGGAAAGACGCAUACAAUGAUCGGAUCUCAAAAUGAUGAUCCCAAACAUCCUGAACGGGACUCGCAGGAAGGAAUCAUCCCCAAAGCAGCUAAUGAGUUAUUCAAGUUGAUCUCUGAGAAGCCAGCAGAAAGACACACAGUGGAGGUUUCCAUGGUGGAGGUUUAUAAUAACGAGCUGCUGGACCUUUUGGCCAAAGACGACGAUGGAGCCGCCGUGGGAGUUAAGAGAGAAGUCAUCACGACCAGCACAGGGACUAGUGAAGUCCCCUGUCUUAUGUAUGAGUUGGUUCACAGCCCUGAAGAGGUGAUGCAGCUGCUCAGUGCGGUGUUGAGACUGAGGGCUCACAAUCCCACGUUAGUGCAUGGAGACUCUUCCAGAUCCCACCUUAUUGUCACUCUCACUGUCACAUCCAUGAACCCCAACCCUCAGGCACUAGCUCAAAGGUUGCAGAAUACAAGGCAGAAUGUUCAGCGUGGACCACAGAAACAGUGGUGGAGCCCCCGCUGCCCCAGAGCUGCCUCCUCUCGCUUCUCCAGCUCGGGAUCUUGCGCUCAGUCUGCCCCCUGCCCUUCACCGUGCCUCCCUUCUUUGUAUGUCACACCCCAGGAACCUCUCAGAACAAAGCUGCAGCUGGUGGACCUGGCAGGCAGUGAGUGUGCUGGCACAUCUGGGCUCAGUGGAGCAGCUCUGUGGGAGAGCUCCUGUAUAAACCGCAGUCUCUCUGCUUUAUCUGAUGUUCUGAGAGCUCUGGCAGAGCAACGUCCCCAUGUUCCCUACCGGAACAGCAAACUUACCCACCUUCUACAGGACUCCAUAGGAGGCGACGCUAAGCUGCUGGUGAUGCUCUGUGUGUCUCCCACUCAGCACUUUCUGUCAGAGACUCUGCAGUCUUUGGGCUUCGGCUACAGAGCCAGACAGAUUCAGAGACACACGCCACACGGGAAGAAUGCUGGACUGAAGAGGAAGUAAACCAGCAGACUAGUAAAAGAGCACAGAGUGUAAAAUCUGACAUCUGAGA
This is a messenger RNA of Neoarius graeffei (lesser salmon catfish), 1834 nucleotides long. It is a transcript of the gene kif25, whose product is annotated as kinesin family member 25. The transcript has 15 exons. The record is from RefSeq and is a predicted model, not a curated record. Gene Ontology annotation, molecular function: microtubule binding; microtubule motor activity; ATP binding. Lineage: Eukaryota; Metazoa; Chordata; Actinopteri; Siluriformes; Ariidae. Gene Ontology annotation, biological process: microtubule-based movement. The coding region runs from base 1 to 1785 and encodes 594 amino acids.